AUGUCUGGGCCGAUUGAUGCUCAUUCUCAGAAUAACAAUGUCAACCAGCUAGACGACGACAUUAUCAAGCUUCUUGCUGAGGCGGAGGAACGGCUGCGCGAUAACUCGAUCAAACCAGCUGAUGAUUCGAUCGCAGCCUUUCAAGUUCAGCACACUCUUCCUCACAUUCCAAAAAUAUCCUCGGGGUCUUCCUUGAAGCCGUACCUUCACCAUCAGAACGACCUCGCAGUGAUCGAUACCGCACGGAUAAUUGACCCGGUUCUCCGCACCAGUUCUCAGUCAGUGGCUAUUGAACGGACGGUCCCCAGAACCAUAUCUAAGAAGGAGAAGCCUACGGCAGGAAGCGACUGGUUUGACCUCCCCAAAACAGAGUUGACGCCGGAGCUGAAGAGGGACUUGCAACUUUUGCGAAUGCGUUCCAUCUUAGACCCGAAACGGCACUACAAGAAAGAAAGUGGCAAGGCGCAACCGCCAAAAUAUUCACAGGUGGGCACGAUCAUUGAAGGUCCAACCGAAUUCUUUAGUGGUCGCAUCGUAAAGCGGGAUCGCAAGAAGACCUUUGUGGAGGAGGCUUUGGCCCUGGAACAAAGCACCAAACGCUUCGAAUCCAGGUACAACGAUGUACAGGACAAGAAGAAAAGUGGCAAGAAAGCUUUCUAUAACAGCUUACGAGCUAAAAGAAAGGGCGGCAAGAGCCGACGCUGA
Molecule: messenger RNA, 705 nt
Organism: Aspergillus calidoustus
Lineage: Eukaryota; Fungi; Ascomycota; Eurotiomycetes; Eurotiales; Aspergillaceae
Source: the annotation of a GenBank genome assembly